Messenger RNA from Diospyros lotus (date-plum), 2291 nucleotides. Its product is annotated as serine/threonine-protein kinase Nek6-like. Bases 143 to 2005 code for a protein of 620 amino acids. The transcript has 15 exons. Gene Ontology annotation, biological process: protein phosphorylation. Gene Ontology annotation, molecular function: ATP binding; protein kinase activity. The record is from RefSeq and is a predicted model, not a curated record. Lineage: Eukaryota; Viridiplantae; Streptophyta; Magnoliopsida; Ericales; Ebenaceae.
CUUUCCGUCUCUCUGCCCUUCCAUGUAAUCAAACGCACCUUUUCCAUUACUGUAUUUGCGCUGCGUUGCUUUAAUUGUGGUUUUCCACUUAUCCACAGGAGUAAUCAACUUUUCCAUCCAAAAAGUGCAUGCGUGAUCUUCAAUGGAGGUGGAGAAUGGAGAUACGAGGUCGAAGAUAGAAGACUACGAAGUAAUAGAGCAUAUUGGCAGAGGAGCUUUCGGAGCUGCUUUUCUGGUUCUCCACAAGGCUGAAAACAAAAGGUAUGUUCUAAAGAAGAUUCGUUUGGCUAAGCAAACAGAGAAGUUCAAGCGCACAGCACAUCAGGAGAUGAACUUGAUGGCCAAUCUAAAUCACCCGUACAUCGUGGAGUACAAAGAUGCUUGGGUUGAGAAGGCGUGCUGCGUGUGCAUUGUGACUGCCUACUGUGAGGGAGGUGACAUGGCAGAGAUUAUACGGAAGGCAAGGGGAGCAGUUUUCUCAGAGGAGAAACUAUGCAAAUGGGUGACACAGCUGUUACUAGCCUUGGACUAUCUGCACUCCAACCGUGUCCUUCACAGGGACCUGAAGUGUUCCAACAUAUUCCUCACAAAGGAAAAUGACAUCCGCCUCGGCGACUUUGGACUGGCAAAAUUGCUCGGCACAGAGGACCUUGCUUCAUCGGUUGUUGGAACCCCCAACUACAUGUGUCCGGAGCUCCUAGCAGAUAUUCCUUAUGGCUACAAAUCUGACAUAUGGUCACUUGGUUGCUGUAUGUUUGAGAUUGCUGCACAUCAACCGGCUUUCAGGGCUCCUGACAUGGCUGGACUUAUAAACAAGAUAAACAGAUCCUCCAUUUCUCCGCUCCCAAUUCUAUACUCAUCCACACUGAAACAGAUUAUUAAAAGCAUGCUAAGGAAGAGUCCUGAACACAGACCAACUGCUGCAGACCUCUUAGGACAUCCACAUUUGCAGCCAUACCUCCUGCGCUGCCGCAACCCUUCCUCCAUCUUUCUUCCAGUGAAGCCUGCAAAAAACACUAAAGACAAAACAAGAAAAUUAUCAUCUAGCAGAUCAAGUGGUGGCAAAGACAAUGGAGAAGCAGUAAAAAUGUCAUCACGGAAGGAAAAUUCAGAUAAGCAGCAGUUGAGUUCAUCAAACAAUGACCAGCCAGACAUCACUGCCAAGGCAGAAUAUAACCUUGAAACCAAGAGAGUUGAUCCUACCCGCUACCCUGAAGAUGGAUUGAAUGGUAGCGAGGAUGUAAAAGCCAGGGGCUCCACUCGUGACUUAACAGCUAGCAAUGAAGCUAAGCAAGUGUCCUUUAACUUGCUCACACUAACAGAAAGCACCAGUACCCAAAGUACCAGUACCAGCAGCACAUUGAAUUAUCAGGUCGAACUUGAAGAGUGUGGAAAUGCCACUCUGGGAGAGAAUGUAAAGGACCAUCAGAUCUUUAGUACUCAACAAGUUAAUGGGGACACUAUAAUGCAGAGAGUGGGUGCUAAAGGGGGCUCCGCUGAUCAUAAAAAUUCAUCUCCAGCUACAGAUAAAGCAAGACAAGAACAUGAAGAAACUGAUAAAAGUUGUUUGCUCAAACUGAACAAACCUGAAUCAUACACAGAAGGCAUAACUGUAGAAUAUGCAUCAUCUGGAAGUGAUGAUACAGUUCCUUCCAAAAAAGACGCAGUGAUAAAGACCGCAAAUGCUGGUAACUCCAUGCAGAUUGAGAAAUAUGCCUUGCAAGUGUUAAAUCAGGCAUCAAGUAACAUUUCAUUGCUGAGUACACUAGCUGCAGUGGGUGGGAACAGUGAUAGCAAGAGGGAGUGGGGCAAUCCGAGCCAGCAACGAGCUGAUGCCCUGGAGUCUCUGCUCGAGCUUUGUGCACGGUUGCUUAAGCAGGACAAGCUUGAAGAGCUUGCUGGCAUUCUUAAACCGUUUGGGGAAGAAGCUGUCUCAUCCAGGGAAACAGCAAUUUGGCUGACCAAGGGUCUCAUCACUGCCCAAAAAUAUGUUGAAGGAAGCUGAGGCUUUUAGCAAUUUGAGGUGGAGUACUCUUUCUUUUCCUAUUUAUUCUCAAAAUUGGUUUAAUUUAUAGAUUGCGUUCCCUUUGAGAGGUGAUUUGAUUGGAAUUAGAAGAUGCAAAGAAUAAGCAUUAACAUAAGAACAUUUUGAUUAAACAUCCGCAAUCACUCUGGGCUGAAUAAAUCUCUCUGGCUUCUAUGGCAUGGCAUGUCAAGUCAAUUAUUGCUGGAUCAUCUGGAUAAUUUGUACAAAAUUUCUAGUUUUAAAUACUAGCCAAUAUAGUAAAAAC